AUGAUGCGCAUGGUAGGGUCUAAGUUGUUGGCUCGGCUGCUUCUUCUCAUAUCAUCCAUAACGUUGAUAUCGUUGAUGAUAUUAACUCGUUGCGGGUUUGGUGGAUUAAUACUGAAAGAAAAUGACACGAUUAUUAAUACAAGCUCAAGCGGUAGAGAACCGGAGGCGGCAUACCAUGUUGAUGAACGUGCACGGGAUGCUCAAAUAACGAUGGAAUUCUUCGCCCAGCCCAACCAUUAUCAGCCUCCUGACCAUGAGCAACAAAGUGGCUAUUUGCAAAUGCUGCAACAGCGUGAGGAAGAAAAUCUCAAAGAGGUAGCGAAACUGACGGCCGAAAUACGAGCCUUGAAACUUCAGAUCCUGCAAUUGAAAAACAGUCUAAAUGGGGCUUCCAAUCCGUCGUCAAUCGCCCAGCCAAUCAACGCCGAUACCGCGGACACCAUGAACCAAUCGAUGCUCUCACUAAACGCUCCUCAACCUACGCAAACGGUGCAUGAUUGCUCCACAUUCAUACGGCGGCAGGUAGGAUCGGCCGAGAUCCUGCAUGGACUGCCGUUGAACAACGAGUACGAGUUGAUACCGUUCAAUCACUUCACAUUCAACCGCUUAUAUCCAAUAGAAUUGGGGCUUGGAAAGCGUGUCGUCGAAAAACCGAUCGGAUAUAAAAGAAAGGACAUACUGGGCGCGUUGAAUAAGGCACUGGAGUCGCUCAAUCGUAACAUUACCUCCACUGCUCAGCGCUAUACCUUGGAUGAUUUUAUCGAAGGUAUGUAUCGCAACGAGCCCACAACUGGCACUCAGUACGAGCUGCACUUUCGCACCAAAGAUCUAACCAACCAAAGCCAACAACAGCAGAUCGCACAACAUUCGCAUGACACGCAUUCGCACGGUACCACGAAGUUGAUCGUUAUGCGACCAUUUGCCCCACUGCAAACUGUGCAGUUGGAGGAGUAUGCAAAACCGAACGAAAAAGAACUGAUCUAUAUCAUCUUGCCCCUGUCCGGACGGACUGCUACAUUCCAAAGCUUCAUGGACAAGUACGUGAAGAUUGCACUGAAACACGACAAGCGUGUCCACCUGACGGUAGUAUAUUUCGGUGAGCACGGUUUGUCGGCGGCUCGGACGAUCAUGAGCCGCGUUAUUGGAAUGAAAAAUAGCGGAGGCACUGAUGCGAACUUGAAACUGCUCGCGCUCAACGAAACCUUCUCAAGGGCAAAAGCACUACGAGUUGGGACCGAAAAUGUAUGGGCCUCGCAAACGCCAGCGGACAAACGGAAAGAUAUACUUUUAUUUAUGUGCGAUGUAGAUAUCGUAUUUAGUGCAAAGUUCCUCGAUAGGUGCCGAUGGAAUACCAAGCCAAAUAAGAAAGUCUAUUAUCCAGUUGUCUUCAGUCUGUACAACCCACACGUGGUGUACACGCUACAGGGGAAAGAAAUUCCUCCCGAAACGGAUCAACUAGUAAUUAGCAAAGAUUCGGGAUUUUGGCGUGACUUCGGUUACGGCAUGACCUGCCAGUAUAGAUCUGAUUUUUUGCGAGUGCGAGGUUUCGACGAGGAGAUCGUUGGUUGGGGCGGCGAGGACGUAAUGCUGUAUCGAAAGUAUGUACGAUCGCACGUGAAGGUGAUACGAGCCACCGAUCCCGGCGUAUUUCACAUCUGGCAUCCAAAGGUAUGCACAGGACCUGCCACAUCGCCUACCGGCGGACAACGGCAGCUUACACUGGAUCAAUAUCGAGCUUGCAUCCGGUCACGUGCUCUCAACGAGGCAUCACACGCACAACUCGGGUUUUUAGCUUUCCGUGAUGAUAUUAUAGCGGCUGCCGAUGCCAAUUCGCUGGCGCAAGAUGCAACCAUCGGGUUGGAAGCGGGUGCGCAUCGGGAUUUAGUGCGCGGCGCAUAUCACGACGCUAAAAUCAUCAACUAUAUGAAUUUGAUAAAUGCGUCCGGCCAAAAAAACAUCAACCCCAACCCUUCACUGUCUAGCCAGAAUACUCACGAUAGAAAGAGUACAUGAUCUUUUGUGGUACAUCAUCAGGAGAGUGUUUGGAAAAUUGAGUUUUAGUAGGUUACCUUAGUUGGGGUUGGUGAAGAUCACACACGUUCUUUAGUUGUUGUUAUUCUUGUUGUAAGAAAUUCCGAUCAAACUUCUUUCGCUAUUUAUUACAAAACACGUAUCGAAAAGCUGUACAUAGAGUUGUGUAUAUAUAGCAGCGGAAAUCCAUUUACCUUUGAAUAGGCGUGAAGAAAACAAAUCCAAAUUAGUUUGAACACUCGCGUAACACGCACAGUGACAUGCGUGAAAGGUGUUUUAAAAUAUUAAUUAGCAUGCAGAGCAAUAGAAUGAAGAAAAAAAAAUUGAUAACAAAUAAAUGAUAAAAUUGCUCCAGUUAAAUUAUGGAAAAAUCUCUCGAACAACAUCGAACAAAGCUCGACUGUUGUCAAUCAUAAUUAGAAGUAUAGUAAUUUCAUCAAGCAAUUUAGUGCAUUCAAAUUUAGUUGAUUUGCUCGAACAAACCUAUGUUUUAUUUGAAACAAAUAUCAAUCGGAAAACUAGAGUGAGAGAAAGAAUAGCUAUAAAUAAUGAAGGUUUGAAGCAAUCUUACACUACCAAAGUGCUAAUGCUUACGAGCAUACAAUGACAUACAAAUCUAUCCUUCAUUUAUUAGUUUAGUUGAAAUACUGUCGAUUAGAUUUAUGUUUUAUUGACGCUCAAAGCUCCAUGAUAGAUUCUCUAAACAAAUGUUUGUUAUACUAUGCAAAACAUGUUAUGAGAUUUAAUUUAUGUAAUUAUAAUGUUGUGUAAUUUUCCAAAUUUAAGAAUAAAACCGACUUCA
Messenger RNA from Anopheles nili, 2833 nucleotides. It is a transcript of the gene Csgalnact, whose product is annotated as chondroitin sulfate N-acetylgalactosaminyltransferase 1. The transcript has 3 exons. NCBI's taxonomy places the organism in Eukaryota, Metazoa, Arthropoda, Insecta, Diptera, Culicidae. The record is from RefSeq and is a predicted model, not a curated record. Gene Ontology annotation, cellular component: Golgi cisterna membrane. The coding region runs from base 1 to 2013 and encodes 670 amino acids. Gene Ontology annotation, molecular function: glucuronosyl-N-acetylgalactosaminyl-proteoglycan 4-beta-N-acetylgalactosaminyltransferase activity.